Messenger RNA from Neospora caninum, 693 nucleotides. RefSeq lists its product as hypothetical. The transcript is spliced from 5 exons. The record is from RefSeq and is a predicted model, not a curated record. The coding region runs from base 1 to 693 and encodes 230 amino acids. NCBI's taxonomy places the organism in Eukaryota, Apicomplexa, Conoidasida, Eucoccidiorida, Sarcocystidae.
AUGUCUGAGAGAACGGGAACAGACGGGGCGAAGCCGAAGGGGACGACUGGGAAACCAGGCGGGGGGCCGAGCAAACUCAAUGCUCAAGUUCAGCAGCUCUUUGCUCGAAUGCAGCAAGAAAUUGAAGACGAGAAACCGGCUAAUGUCAUUUUCUUCAUCGUUGACUUCCUCUGCAAGCACUAUCCUGAGCAUCUUCAAGGUUUCGCAACGAUCUGGAAUGCAGACCCCGACCUGGAGAAAGAAAGACUGGGCGUCGUAGAAUUCUUCCGUGCACAGAAGCUGCCCACGGAAAUUGCGGCCCACUUUACAAACGCUGGUUUUGACACACUGGAGACUCUGUGCACGCUGACAUCCGAGUCUUUGGACGACAUUGAGAAGUUCAAUCAAGUACGCUGGCUCCCAGGACACAAAGUCAGACUGCAACAAACAUUCGCAGACAUCGCUGGCCGUGUUCGAACUUUCACCGAGGAUAAGGAAAAUCUCGCCCGGGCGAUGAGAGCAUCAAUGUACUGUCAUCAUUCUCAACUGAUGAGCAAGCCUAAUCUUCUUCCAUCUCAUCCUGUAACAGUAAUUCAAGGCGCAUCGCCCUCUGCGAGUCCCCCUUGCUACUUCCCCCCCCCAACUUCUACCCCCGUCGCUCUCCCGACAGCAACCGCACACCGUUCAAUUCCCUACAGUCCAGUGUACCAAUAA